AUGGAAAAAAAAAAAAAAAUUUUUCAACAAACAAAAGAAAACGCAACCAUUCGUAUUAAUUACGUGAGAAUAAAAAAAGUACCCGAUUACGUGGAUAACAAUUCGAAAUUGUUAACAUUUGGUACUGUCGUAACCGUUUCCGGUUUAAUUUACGGUGCUUGGUGGUAUAAUAAUUACAUAAAAACAAAACCCCCCAAAAAUUGGUUUAAAAUCGGUGAAAUAUCCGAACUUUGCAUUUAUCCAAUCAAAUCGUGCAAAGCGCUAAAACCGAAUUCCUUUGAUUGCACACCAUUGGGACCCCAAUAUGGAACCUUGAGAGACAGAAUAUUUGGAGUUUUCGAUGACAAUGGUAAAGUAAUUUCAGGGAAAGCAUAUCCGAGAUUAAGUCAAAUAAAUCCAAAAUUUACGGGUCCUGUCGUGACUUUAUCAUCUCCGGAUAUGACGACACAAGUUGAAUUUUCUUUAAAUGAUAUACGUGGGGGACCCAUCAAAACAAUCGACGUUUGUAUCGACAAGAUGAAAGGUUGGGAUUGUGGUGAAAAUGUCGCAAAAUGGUUAUCGAAAUGUAUAUUGAAAGAAGAAAAAGGUUUAAGGCUUUUUUAUUAUGCGUCACCGGAAAAACCUAAAAAAGUUAAUCCGAAAAUAACAAAAAUGACGGACAUAUCGAAUAUAUCAUUGACGGAUGAUGACGGAGGUUAUUUUUCAGAAUCAGUUUCAUAUCAUUUGAUAUCGGAUGCAUCGACGGAAUAUUUAAAUACGAGAUCGAAUGGCGAAGUCAUAUCAUCUUUAAAUUUUCGCCCUAAUUUUGUCGUGAAGGGUGAAAAAUUAUUACCCUUCGAAGAAGAUAAUUGGGAAUGGAUUAAAAUCGGUAAAGCCGUUUUUAAAAAUAUUUCACCUUGUACCAGAUGCAUAUUUACGACGGUUAAUCCUAAUACGGGUCAAAGGUCAAAAAGUAUGGAACCUCUAACUUCGAUGAAAAGGUACAGAAGUUUAAGAGAUCCUAGAAAACGUCAAGUCAUGCCUAGUCCUAGUAUGGGAAUUUAUUUGGGUUUCCGGUCGGAAUAUCCAAAAAUUAAAGUUUCCGUCGGUGAUUCCAUUUACGUACCGGAAACGUAA
Molecule: messenger RNA, 1116 nt
Organism: Pediculus humanus corporis (human body louse)
Lineage: Eukaryota; Metazoa; Arthropoda; Insecta; Psocodea; Pediculidae
Product: molybdopterin cofactor sulfurase, putative
Exons: 7
Coding region: 1-1116 (371 amino acids)
Molecular function (GO): pyridoxal phosphate binding; molybdenum ion binding; catalytic activity
Source: RefSeq, a predicted model, not a curated record